Molecule: messenger RNA, 5520 nt
Organism: Aspergillus alliaceus
Lineage: Eukaryota; Fungi; Ascomycota; Eurotiomycetes; Eurotiales; Aspergillaceae
Product: pentafunctional protein ARO1
Exons: 2
Coding region: 407-5158 (1583 amino acids)
Biological process (GO): aromatic amino acid biosynthetic process; chorismate biosynthetic process
Cellular component (GO): cytoplasm
Molecular function (GO): shikimate kinase activity; 3-dehydroquinate dehydratase activity; 3-phosphoshikimate 1-carboxyvinyltransferase activity
Source: RefSeq, a predicted model, not a curated record
UUAUCUUGAUCUAGUGGAAUUUUUGGUAGAAACACCACCGCCUCUUCCACAAUAGAGCUACGACACGCUCUCUUUUUUUUCGCUGUUUGUUCUGUUCUCUCUCUAUUAGAGCGGCUAUAGUCAGAUUUCCUUAGGUAAUCUGUCGGCGAUUGCUUUUUUUUAUCUUAUCGUCUCUCUUAUACACCCUCUUUUUCCGAGCCCGCCCCGCUCCAAAUCUUACGGACGAGUCAUCGCUCAACGUGCGAUUCCUUACAAUCUCUACGCUUGUAAUCGGGCGUCGGACGAACACCUGGAGUUCUUAGGUCUAUUCACAGCAUGAACUAAAAGGAGAUAUUAAUUGCUUCCACGUUGAAUCGCCUGUUGCAGCCCCACUUGGUUACAAAUUCAAUUCCUUAAAACUUCAGCAAUGACCGAACCGACCAAGAUAGAGAUCUUGGGGCGUGAGAGUAUAGUCGCUGAUUUCGGGCUCUGGCGCAACUAUGUCGCAAAGGACCUGAUUAGUGGCUGCCCCUCCACAACUUACGUCCUCAUCACCGAUACGAAUAUUGGAUCGAUUUAUACCCCCGGAUUCCAAAAAUCAUUUGAAGAUGCCACUGCCACAGUUUCACCUGCGCCACGGCUGUUAGUGUACAAUGUCCCUCCGGGAGAGGUCUCCAAAUCCCGGCAGACUAAGGCAGAUAUUGAAGAUUGGAUGUUGAGCCAAAGCCCCCCGUGUGGCCGCGAUACCGUAGUCAUUGCGCUGGGCGGAGGUGUCAUUGGAGAUCUGACUGGAUUUGUGGCUUCCACCUAUAUGCGUGGUGUUCAAUAUGUCCAGGUUCCGACGACCCUUUUGGCCAUGGUGGAUUCGUCAAUUGGAGGAAAGACUGCAAUUGAUACUCCACUAGGAAAGAAUUUAAUCGGUUCCAUCUGGCAACCGACAAGGAUCUACAUUGACCUGGAAUUCUUGGAAACGCUUCCCGCCAGAGAGUUCAUCAACGGCAUGGCUGAGGUCAUCAAAACGGCUGCCAUUUCUAGUGAAGAAGAGUUCACUGCGCUGGAGGACAACGCUGAGGCGAUUUUGACUGCUGUCCGACGUGAAACAAAGCAGGGACAGCGUCGAUUUGAAGGGAUUGCGGAUAUCUUGAAAGCAAGAAUCCUCGCAUCUGCGCGUCACAAGGCCUUUGUUGUCUCCGCAGAUGAGCGAGAGGGGGGUCUCCGGAAUCUUCUGAACUGGGGCCACUCCAUUGGCCAUGCUAUCGAAGCAAUUCUCACUCCUCAGGUUCUUCACGGAGAGUGUGUUGCUAUCGGUAUGGUAAAAGAAGCAGAGCUCGCCCGGCAUCUCGGCAUUCUCAAGGGUGUUGCAGUAGCACGUGUUGUCAAGUGCAUUGCCGCUUACGGGUUGCCCACGUCGUUGAAAGAUUCGCGCAUUAGGAAACUCACUGCUGGAAAGCAUUGCUCCGUCGAUCAGCUGCUUUUCAACAUGGCUCUUGACAAGAAGAACGAUGGUCCGAAGAAAAAGAUCGUUCUUUUGUCGGCUAUUGGACGCACUUACGAGCCGAAGGCUAGCGUGGUCCCCAAUGAGGACAUCGGUGUUGUUCUUGCUCCCAGCAUCGAAGUACACCCUGGAGUACAGCCAGCGUCUAAUGUUGUUUGCCUCCCUCCCGGCUCAAAGAGUAUCUCUAACCGAGCUCUUGUCCUUGCUGCGCUGGGUUCAGGAACUUGCCGUAUCAAGAACCUACUACAUUCGGACGACACUGAAGUUAUGCUGAAUGCUUUGGAAAGACUCGGCGCCGCCACUUUCUCCUGGGAAGAGGAGGGUGAAGUGCUUGUAGUAAAUGGCAAAGGUGGAAACAUCCAGGCCAGCCCUUCUCCACUUUACCUCGGCAACGCAGGCACUGCCUCAAGGUUCCUCACCACUGUUGCAACCCUUGCGACUGCCAGCAGCGUAGACUCAAGCGUUCUCACCGGAAACAACCGCAUGAAGCAACGGCCCAUUGCCGACCUAGUAGAUGCUCUGGCAACCAAUGGAGCAUCAGUCGAAUAUAUGGAACGUAAAGGCAGUCUUCCUCUCAAGAUAGCUGCCUCUGGCGGAUUUGCAGGGGGAAGAAUUAAUCUUGCUGCUAAAGUGUCGUCUCAAUACGUGUCGUCCUUGCUAAUGUGUGCUCCGUAUGCUAAGGAGCCUGUCACAUUAAAGCUGGUGGGUGGUAAGCCAAUCUCUCAGCCAUACAUUGAUAUGACCACGGCAAUGAUGAGAUCCUUUGGCAUCGAUGUCCAAAAGUCCACCGCUGAGGAGCACACCUACCACAUUCCUCAAGGUCGUUACAUUAACCCUGCCGAGUACGUUAUCGAAAGCGAUGCCAGCUCUGCAACCUAUCCUCUGGCAAUUGCAGCCAUUACUGGAACGACAUGUACCGUUCCUAAUAUUGGGGCCAAAUCGCUUCAAGGUGAUGCCCGUUUUGCUGUCGAAGUCUUGGAGCCGAUGGGUUGUACUGUCAAGCAGACUGACACUUCGACCACUGUCAUCGGACCGGCCGACGGUGUCCUGCGUCCGCUGCCAAAUGUGGAUAUGGAACCUAUGACAGACGCGUUCCUUACAGCGUCUGUACUCGCUGCUGUUGCCCGUGGAAAUGGCGAUAACCAUACCACUCGCAUCUAUGGAAUUGCAAACCAACGUGUAAAAGAAUGCAAUCGCAUUAAGGCCAUGAAGGACGAACUCGCCAAAUUUGGUGUCGUCUGUCGGGAGCACGAUGAUGGUCUUGAGAUCGAUGGUGUUGACCGUACAGCACUUCGGCAGCCGGCUGGGGGCAUUUUCUGCUAUGACGAUCACCGUGUUGCCUUCAGCUUCAGUGUACUCUCUCUCGUGACCCCUCAGUCGACCCUCAUCUUAGAAAAGGAAUGUGUCGGCAAAACAUGGCCGGGCUGGUGGGACACUCUGAGGCAAAAGUUUUCAGUCAAGCUCGAGGGUAAAGAAUUGAAAGAAGAGGAAUCUUCACCUACUUCUCGUGCCGGCAAGGCCAGUGCUUCGGUCUUCGUGAUUGGAAUGCGUGGCGCUGGAAAAACUACCACUGGACGCUGGGUUGCUAAGACCAUGAACCGGCCAUUCGUCGACCUUGAUACUGAAUUGGAAAAAAUUGAAGGCCAAACGAUUCCGGACAUUAUCAAGCAACGCGGCUGGCAAGGCUUCCGGGAUGCCGAGCUUAGUCUCUUGCAACGCACUCUAAAGGAACGUCCAACUGGCUAUGUCUUCGCUUGUGGUGGAGGUAUAGUUGAGAUUCCGGAGGCCAGGAAGUUGCUCGCCGAUUAUCAUAAAAACAAGGGUAACGUCAUGCUUAUUAUGCGUGAUAUCAGGCAAGUGAUGGAUUUCCUCUCCAUUGACAAGACCCGCCCGGCUUACGUGGAGGAUAUGAUGGGCGUAUGGUUGCGCAGGAAGCCAUGGUUUCAAGAGUGCAGCAACAUCCAGUACUACAGCCAACACGCCAGUGCGGGUAAGCUCACUAAGGCAUCGGAGGAUUUCACUCGUUUCUUGAAGGUUGUCACCGGCGAGGUAGACAACCUUAGCAUUAUCAAGCGAAAGAAGCAUUCCUUCUUCGUAUCCUUGACUUUGCCCGACUUGCGAACCGCCAGCGAUAUUCUAGAAAAGGCAUGCGUGGGGUCCGACGCCGUGGAACUCCGUGUCGAUCUAUUAAAGGACCCGGCAUCGGAUAGCGACAUCCCAUCGGCCGACUAUGUAGCGGAGCAGCUGUCUUACUUACGCAGUUGCGUUUCCCUUCCAUUGAUAUUUACCAUCCGGACUAAGAGUCAAGGUGGUCGUUUCCCCGAUGAUGCUCACGAUGCUGCAAUGGAGCUGUACCGCCUCGCAAUCAGGUCCGGAAGUGAAUUUGUGGAUCUCGAAAUCGCUUUCCCUGACGAAAUUCUCCGCACCGUCACGGAGAUGAAGGGUCACUCGAAGAUCAUCGCAUCACACCACGAUCCCAAGGGCGAACUGUCAUGGGCGAAUAUGUCUUGGAUGAAGUACUACAACAGAGCUCUUGAGUACGGCGACGUCAUCAAGCUUGUAGGCGUCGCAAAGAGUCUUGAUGAUAAUACGGCGCUCAGGAAGUUCAAGUGUUGGGCAGAGGAAGCUCACGAAACUCCGUUGAUCGCGAUUAACAUGGGGGACAACGGACAGCUCAGCCGUAUUCUCAAUGGUUUCAUGACCCCUGUGUCACACCCUAGCCUGCCUUUCAAGGCUGCUCCUGGCCAACUCUCUGCGACUGAGAUCCGCAAAGGGCUGUCCUUGAUGGGAGAGAUCAAGCCAAAGAAGUUUGCAAUCUUUGGUACUCCCAUCUCAGCCUCUCGCUCCCCGGACCUCCAUAAUACCCUCUUCUCCCAGUCAGGCCUUCCUCACGAGUAUGGCCGCUUUGAGACGGCAAACGUCGAAGAUGUAAAGGACUUCAUUCGAUCUCACGACUUUGGCGGUGCUUCCGUAACAAUUCCUUUGAAGCUGGACAUCAUGCCUUUGCUGGAUGAGGUCGCACCCGAAGCCGAAAUCAUUGGCGCUGUGAACACUAUCAUUCCCGUCUCCGAGAAAGGCAAACCGGUGCGCUUAAUCGGAUACAACACCGAUUGGCAGGGAAUGACCCUGUCCCUCCGUAACGCCGGUGUCCAGACUACCAAUCAAGAUGCCAGUGCUCUCGUUAUUGGAGGCGGUGGUACGGCUCGCGCCGCUAUUUACGCUCUCCACAGCAUGGGAUUCUCUCCCAUCUAUGUUAUUGGACGAUCGCCCGCUAAGCUCCAGGGCAUGGUCUCGACCUUCCCUACCGGCUACAAUAUCCAAGUCGUCGAGAGCCCGGAAGCAUUGAAGACAGUCCCGAGCGUGGCCAUCGGCACCAUUCCUGCUGACAAGCCGAUCGACCCCGUUAUGCGUGAGACACUCUGCCACAUGUUUGAACGCGCCCAAGAAGCCGACGCCGAUGUCGUCAAGACUGGAGAAAAGGCGCCCCGCGUGCUUCUCGAGAUGGCGUACAAGCCAUCCGUAACAGCAUUGAUGCAGCUAGCUUCCGAUUCUGGUUGGAACACUAUUCCUGGGCUCGAGGUCCUAGUUGGUCAGGGAUGGUACCAGUUCAACCACUGGACUGGGAUUUCUCCCAUCUACGAAGAUGCAAGGGCAGCCGUCCUUGGCUCUCCCAGCUCUACUUAGACGUGGAUAGGAUGGAAACUUUUAUUCUACGCUUCCUUUUUCAACAAAAGCGCUAUUUUAGAUAGUAUUAGGUACAGGGUAUUAGAUACAAUAAAAGGUGCUUCGCGUCCAUGAUGGUAGCAAUCCAAUAUGUGUGAACUUUGUGCUUCAACGACGCCUUCUCCUCUUAAUGAUGUCUCCUCCAAUGUCCCUUUACUUAUUAUACCAUAACAGUGAUUUCGAUAUGUUCAUGCCAUCGCUUAAUUCAGACCGCUUUCCUUCACCCACCGGGGCUUUAGUCUACACCGCUAGCGUAAUUGUUCACAUCGAGGCCAUAACAUGUUAUAUUCUAGAUUCAAUCUUUAUAUAUCAGUCUAAUCUAG